CGCGUGCGUUCGAUCGACAUCGACGCGCGCCAGUGGCGGCCUGUGUCUAUGGUGCUCCUCCGUUUUGCCCCUUCCCCGACGGGUGCACUCCAUCUGGGUGGCCUCCGCACGGCCCUUUACAACUUCCUGUAUGCGCGAAAGCUAGGCGGAAAAUGGAUCCUCAGGAUAGAGGACACGGACGCGACUCGCACUGUGCCGGGCGCUGUGGAUGGAAUUCGCGAGGCUUUGGAGUGGGCCGGCUUGGAAUAUGACUAUGGACCUGGCAAACAGGGACCACACGCGCCGUACUUCCAGUCCGAGCGAUUGGAUCUCUAUCGCUUCUACGCUGACAAGCUACUGGCGUCCGGGCAUGCCUACCGCUGCUUCUGCUCUCCAGAUACUAUCGCAGCCACGCGCGAACGGUUGGCCCGCUCCGGUUCGAACGCAACUUACGAUAAGGCCUGCCUUCACGUCACGGAAGAGGAAGUGGUCAGACGAAUGAAGGCAGGUGAAAAAUUCGUGGUCAGGCUCAAUGACGGCAACCUCCCUUCGAGGCCGCCUCCUUCAGACCUGAUCUUCCGCAACCUGCGUGAUGCACACGCCUCUCUGCCGACGGAUCCCGUUCUCCUCAAAUCCGACCUCUUUCCGACGUACCACCUAGCAUCCGUGGUGGACGACCAUGAGAUGGGCAUCACUCAUGUAUUGCGAGGCGAGGAAUGGCUGCCCUCUCUGCCGCUACACCUCGACCUCUACGCAUGCCUCUCCCUUCCACCUCCGCAAUUUGCCCACCUUCCACUGCUGCUCAAUCCGGAUGGGUCGAAAAUGUCAAAACGCAAGGGCGACGUCCAGGUGAUCGAUUACAAGCGCCGUGGGUGGGAACAGAGCGCUAUCCUGAACUGGCUCGCCCUUGCAGGGUGGGGUGUUGCUCAUGAUGCAGAGGCGUCUUCGGAUUCAACAUCGCCAGCGAAACAUGCUCCGGACAGCACGACAGUGAUGACGCUGGAUGAGAUGAUCAAGGAGUUCGAUCUGGCCGCAAUUACUCACCGACGAACGGUACUCGACCCGAUGAAGCUAGAAUACCUGAACAAGCACCACCUCAUGCGCAUGAUGUCCACUCCUGAAGGUCUGUCCAACCUCGCGGAGAGAGUGCACAUUCGCGUGAAGGAGGCAUUCCCCCAUAGCCAAUAUACUACGGUCGACUCCAUCAAGGAAGUCAUCGCGAUGCUUCAGGGACGUAUCAUGAAUCUGAACGACCUACCAUCGCUUGCCUCAUUUCUGUUCAUCGAGCCGGACUAUACAACGGAGGAGGCGCAGUCAAUGCGCCAGUCGUUGCCCUCGGACAAAUAUAAUGCUGUCGUGGUAGGGUUGAGGGACCGUUUGCAACUGUUGGCCGCUCCCUGGCAGACUGUCAAUUUUGUCGACCUGCUGCAUGAAGAGCACGCCAAACUUGGUAUUAAUCAAAAACAAUAUAUGACCAUCGUAAGACAUGCUCUUACGGGUAUGAAGACUGGUCCUGGACUGGGUGCAGUCAUCGGUGCCCUGGGUCGCGAGAGAACGAUCGAGCGACUCAACAGAACGUUAGCCACGCAGUAAUCCUUCCGAUCCACUGAAAUAGCGACAGACCUCCAAUUACAAUGAUAUAUGCUAUGUUACACAUGUCAUGGUCAGUAAGUACAAGUGCCCAAUAUGUAAGAUGAGUAUCACAACGUCUCCCACCCUCCGCUGUCUACCGUACCCUCCAGCUUCCUCGCGAUCAACGUGGGCACGCCGUGAUUCAGCCACACUCUACGCACUUCCUCCCAUCUCGCAUGAUGCAGGAAUUGCCUACGCCCGCGCCUUAU
This is a messenger RNA of Laetiporus sulphureus 93-53, 1820 nucleotides long. RefSeq names its product glutamyl-tRNA synthetase. Gene Ontology annotation, molecular function: glutamate-tRNA ligase activity; ATP binding; zinc ion binding. The record is from RefSeq and is a predicted model, not a curated record. Gene Ontology annotation, biological process: glutamyl-tRNA aminoacylation. NCBI's taxonomy places the organism in Eukaryota, Fungi, Basidiomycota, Agaricomycetes, Polyporales, Laetiporaceae. Bases 49 to 1572 code for a protein of 507 amino acids. The transcript has 13 exons.